Molecule: messenger RNA, 1325 nt
Organism: Zingiber officinale
Lineage: Eukaryota; Viridiplantae; Streptophyta; Magnoliopsida; Zingiberales; Zingiberaceae
Product: ethylene-responsive transcription factor-like protein At4g13040
Exons: 8
Coding region: 367-1077 (236 amino acids)
Biological process (GO): regulation of DNA-templated transcription
Molecular function (GO): DNA-binding transcription factor activity; DNA binding
Source: RefSeq, a predicted model, not a curated record
UUCGGAGGGGAGCGUCCACGAAGAGAGAGGCGGACAAAGCGUCCGUUGCCUCGCCUCUCCAUCCUUUCGAGCCGACAACGCACGACUAUAACGAACCAAAGACGAACAAAAUACACAAAAGUUGAUCGACUCGAAGACCAAAGGCGACGGCAACGGCAACGGCGACGGCGACGGCGACUAAAGGAGGUGGAUGCCACCCUGCCUUCUCUACGCCACCUUCUCGGCCUCCGUCGCUGUGGGCUUCUCCUCCGCCUCAGCGCCGGCCGCCGGCUCAACCCGGAAGGAGAUCAAAGUUGGCGUUGAUGUAACUGUGCAUCUAUACUGAUCGGGUUGACAAAAAAGAACUUUUCAGCAGAGUUGUCAGCCAUGGUUAGCAUAAGAAGAAGAAGAUAUUUGGGGCUUUGUUCCGGGAAAAGCUCCUUUCCUGUUGUGCUUCCUAAGCCAAUCGAGCAUAAUAUUUCUGUGGGCAAUUCUAAUCCACAUGUGAAUCUAAAUAGUGUGCAUCCUUUUCCUUCAGUUGACGCAAGUCUUGUAGAGAUGGAAGACAAGUCCAAAACAUUUCCUGGAUCCUCAUAUGCCUUUGAAUCAAGCAUGUCGAUGGAGGAACCAAAGAAUUACAGCCCAGGCAAAGAAAUUAAAUGCAGAAAGCGACAUAGAAAAAAGCACCAUGAAGACCAGAAGCCAUGCAUAAUGAGAGGAGUAUAUUUUAAGAACAUGAAAUGGCAAGCAGCAAUAAAAGUCGACAAGAAACAAAUUCACCUAGGGACAGUUGGAUCUCAGGAAGAAGCUGCACGAUUGUAUGACAGAGCAGCUUUCAUGUGUGGGAGAGAACCUAAUUUUGGGCUCUCAGAUAGGGAGAAAGAAGAGCUUAGGCAAUUCGACUGGGAAGAGUUUUUGGCCCUAACUCGGAGUACAAUCAACAACAAGAAGCAGCAGAGAAAGUUCAGUACUGUAGGGCAGCAAAACAAGUUGGAGACUAAAACCACAGAUAGCAACUGGGAACUUGGAGGAGGAGCUCGUCAGUCAUCUAUCUCCGACGAUGACGAUGAUGUUGAUCCCGAUACGCCUGUCUCAUAACCAAGACCAUAUUACAAAAGUUGAGGCUAGUUCAUACACACAUAGUUGAUGAUGAUAACCAAGUAGUAUUCUCAUUGCUUCGGAAAAAGGCCGUAUUAGGGCAUUUUACUCUUGAUAUCUGCUCGUAUGUGAUGCGAUUGUCAACAUCUUUUUAAGGUUGUGGCAAUGCUAACCGCAAUUCUUGCGGAGACAAUGGUGACUAUGGUCUAGAUUUAGUAAAAAAAGAUAUAUAAUUUAAGAUUUUAAAA